AUGACCAGAAUCUUGAUCGCCGAGGACGAGGAGCGCAUCUCCAGCUUCAUCGACAAGGGCCUGCGCGCUGCAGGGUAUUCGACCGAGGUCGUGGCUAAUGGCAGGGAGGCCCUCGCGCUUGCCCUCGGCGGCACCUGUGACCUGGUGCUGCUGGAUGUCGGACUGCCCGGCAUGGACGGGUUCGAGAUACUGCGGCACGUUCGGGACCAGGACACCGCGCUCCCGAUCAUUAUGCUGACCGCCCGUACGUCGACUCCGGAUACCGUCACGGGGCUGGACGGCGGAGCCAACGACUACAUGCCGAAGCCGUUCAAGUUCGACGAGCUGCUCGCUCGCGUUCGGCUGCGGCUGCGCGAUGUUGGGCAGCUGGCUGCCACGACCCUUCGUCGCGGUUCGAUCAGCCUCGAUCUGCUGACCCGGCGGGCAACCGUGGAUGGCCGAGAGGUGGACCUCUCGGCCAGGGAAUUUGCCCUGGCCGAAGAGUUCCUCACCCAUCCAGACCAGGUGCUGAGCCGAGAGCAGCUGCUCAGCCGGGUCUGGGGUCUCGAUUUCGAUCCGGGCUCG
Molecule: messenger RNA, 564 nt
Organism: Oppiella nova
Lineage: Eukaryota; Metazoa; Arthropoda; Arachnida; Sarcoptiformes; Oppiidae
Source: the annotation of a GenBank genome assembly